This is a messenger RNA of Grus americana (Whooping crane), 4170 nucleotides long. It is a transcript of the gene KRCC1, whose product is annotated as lysine rich coiled-coil 1. The record is from RefSeq and is a predicted model, not a curated record. The coding region runs from base 167 to 1777 and encodes 536 amino acids. Gene Ontology annotation, molecular function: nucleic acid binding; zinc ion binding. Lineage: Eukaryota; Metazoa; Chordata; Aves; Gruiformes; Gruidae. The transcript has 7 exons.
GCUGGGGCCGGUUAAGGUGUCCCGGCCCUGAAGGCCCCGCCGAUGCAGCCCGGCCUGGCCUGGUCCGGUCCGGCCCGGCCCGGCCCGGUCCCGCUGGUGGCGCGGUGCCCUUAAGGGGCUUCAGGGGCGGCGGCGGCGGCGGCUCCCUGCGCGCAGCGCCAGGGCUAUGGCGGCGGCGGAGCGAGGUGGGCAGGGCUCCCUGCAAUCUCCGCUCCCCGCCGCCCGCCGGGAAGAGGACAUUUUAGAUGAGGCAACAAGAAAAGACCUUUUCACUGACACUUUCUGUAAGGUUUGUGGGGCAGUGCUGCAGUUUGAGUCUCAAAGGACGUCACACUAUAAGGGCAAAAAACAUGCUCAGAAAGUUCGUGUUUACAUCCAAACGCAUGGUGAGAAAGAUGAGAGACAGGAGCAUGGCAAACAGAAGAAAACUAACUGUAUCAAUUUUCAGAUGGAUGGGAGUGGAGUAGUGGACAAAAACAAAUAUUGCAAUCUCUGCAACAUGUUUUUUACUUCCCCAGUUGUUGCUUUGUCUCACUACUUGGGAAAGAUCCACGCUAAAAAGCUGAAGCAAUUAUCAGGAGACCAAGCCCACAUGCCAGCACGGAGCAUGCAGCCUGUUUCUGCUUUACAGAAGCCAUUGGCUGAAAAUCCCUUGCUGCCUUCAAAAGCUGAAGAGGCUUCAUCAUCCUCCAACAUAAGACUGAAGUUAAAUGAUCCAGACAAGUACUGUAAGCUCUGCUGUGCUCCCUUCAAUAAUCCACUUGUGGCCCAGCAGCAUUAUGUUGGUAAGAAACACAGAAGAAAUGAAGCACGGAAAAAGAUAUUGGAGGAACUAGGAGACAAAGCUGUGCCUGCAGAAUCCGGCACAAAUGCUGUUGGGGUUGGUUAUUACAUGUGCCACGUAUGUAAUGUCACACUUACAUCUAUAGAAACGUACCAGUCCCAUAUGCAGGGAAAUAAGCACCGGAUUAAAGAAACAGCGCUUGUCGAUCUCAUGAAGAAAUCAAAGAAAACAUAUGACUCCUUUCAAGAUGAAUUAACGGAUUACAUGAAAGUUCAGAAAGCUAGAGGUCUAGAGCCAGGAAGGUAUUUAGGAAAAGCAGAAGAGGAAGGGUUUCAAGAUAAAAACAUUGAAGGAGGAAGUGACCUUGGUGAGGUUAUAUCUUCAAACUUUAAGUGUGAACAAACCCAGCAUUCCAGCGUUUUCUCAGAAACCCAGUCACCUACAAAUACUGGGGAAAACAAAUGGCCAAGCUGGCCAUCAGCUUGUGAGCAUGCACUAGAAAAGACACCUAAUUGUUGCUAUAACAGGGGAUACUGUAAAGAAGAGCAAGAGCAGCAAGCAUCUGAGGUGGCCACCAUAGGAGAUAAGAGCUUCAGCCUAUUGGUUGCAGAAUCUAAAGACUACUAUAAACCUAUGCUUGCUGAAACUUCCACCAGCUCCUACAGAAGAGAACAGAAAUUUCAGAUAAAACAUUGUGAGGUGGAAAAAUACAUCAGUGAAGAGCUGAAGUAUAAGAAAGAAGCCACAAAGCAGAAAAGAAAGAAAAGUAGUGAAGGUGCAGAUUUCAGAAAAGAAAAUGAGAAGCAAAAGAGAAUUAAAUUUGAGACAGACUUGGUAAAUGAGAAGAAGUCAAGACCUUGUAAAGACAAAAGACUUAAAGAAAACCCCACAGAGAGAGAGAACAAAAAGAACAAAAAGGGUAAAAAGAAGCCACAGACAGAUAGCAAAAGAGAAGAGGAGCUACUUUGGGAUGAAUCUGUCUUGGGAUAUUGAUAAAGGGUUUGCUUAGCUUUAAGUGACUGAUUCUGUUUGUAGACUCACUUAACUAUUUUGUACUAUAGUCCUUUUUUUUCUUUUUAAGCAAAGUUUUUGUUACAGUCUGGAAGUGAGAAAAAGCCUGUCUUCUGAAAUUUUGGGGCAGUAAGUAGACAUUAAUUUUUAGUCAUCUUACACAUACAGCAGCCAUUGCAGUGAUGUGAGUUUGAAAGUCUGUAAUCUCUUCUGGAAUAUACUGCAAAUAAGGGUCAGUAGCUUAUAGAGUGCUGUUGGAAUUUCACCAAAAUGUGUAACUUCUUUCUGAUAUUAGUGGUGCCUACUAUUGAGGUUUCUGUUAUCUUUCUAGGAAAGUACAUAAACUUGUAAGGUAAUUAAGGGCACUACAGUGUUUUGGGCCAUGUCUGUAACCAUUUCUCUGACAGAUUUAAAAGGAGAACAUGAAAGGCUUUUGAUUCCAGAUCGUAUGUGUAUUUGCUAUUGGAGUUUUUUGGUUUUGUUUUGUUGUUUGGGGUUUUUUUGUCACCCAGUUCUGAGUGGAAAAUGAGUCUAUUAAACACGCAACUGGUUGUCAGAUAUACAUUGUCUAGUAAUUUUUCUCAUUGUAAUCCUGAUUUUUAUUUUAAUUUAAUUUAGGAAACACAGAAAAGGUGCAAUAUGCAAAAUUAAUUGCUAACGUGAGGCUACGUUCUACUUCAUUCACUCAAAGUAAUGUACAGAAGGAACAUUAAAAUGAAGCUAGAUUUGUGAUCCAAGCAAUACCCUGAAAAUUCAGCAACAGCUUUGUAUUUCCAUUUUAAAUGUCAUGUCACCGAACCUUCAUUCAUGGUAUGGAUUUAUGUUAUUGUGGCAUGAGCACUGAUGUCCUACAUAUGACAAUUAAUUGAGAAACUUAGAUGAUGGGGUUCAAGCUUUUUGUGUUGCUCCCAGGACUCUCGGAUGACCUUCAGUGAGCCACAGACACUGGAAACGCAUCAAUCUCUACAGGGUGUGGAGCAGGCAGGCUGCCCAGGAGGAAGGGAGGAAUUGCAAUGCCUGCCUGCACUGUGCAGAGCUGGGGUUCUGUAAAGGAUUUGAAGUCUGUGUGAUGUCUUACUGGAAACUGCUGGAUUGAGUACAUACAGUUAAGCUCUAAAAAGCAAUCAUUUAAAAGCAAAGUCAUAAGACAACAUUUAGUAUCUCUUUUAUUGCCUUUAGGUUGCAAGAAAACUUUCUCUGAGCCUUGAUGUGGGAUCUGAAAGCCAUCAUGCUGUUGAGUCGCACCGCUUAGAGUGCGCUUUCCACUGGGUGAGGCUGUUUGUAGAGGCACCUGUGCUAAGCUGCUGCUUUUGGUAAAUCUGCCCAACUGAAACUUUCUGUUGUGGAUUGUUGUGGUGUGGGAUGGAGUAGAGACCAGGUCUCUCAAUCUUGAAUCCUGUCUGAUUUGGUUUAGUUUUUGUUCUGCGGGUGUAAGAAGUAGGUUGAAAAGCUCUGAAGAUAAUGUAGUCUGCUUUAUGUUUUUAAGGAUUUGUGUUUUGUGGUUGAUUGCAAUCUUGGAUUUAGACUUUUCCUGCUGCUGAUAAAGUUACAAAUCUGAGUAGUCAGCAUCUGAGCUGUCAAGUAACUUAGUCCAUCCUCUGUCAGACAAGCUAAACUAGAUACAUGUACAGCUAAACAAAGUUGACCAGGGGCAUGUAGGUGCCAGUAACAGUUCAUGGGUCAGGAGUCUCAGGAACCUGAACAUGGAGGUCCACGGGGACAGUUUUAAGUUCAAAGUGUACACAGGGUCCUUGUUCUGGUCCCCUUUCCUUAUCUUUCCUGGUCUUUGUUUGAGGCUGACAAUGCCUUUGCUUUUCUCAGUGGCUCUUCUUCCUCGCUCAGGAGUUAUGUGCUUUUCUGUGUCUUUCCAAGGACUCUUCCCCUGGUUUCCUUAGCCCCUGCUCGUCUGGAGUCUCAAGUCACACAUUAAUAACUGCUUUUCUCAUUAUUUACUUGGGAAGAGAGCGGAUUGGAUCGUAACUUACGCUAUACUGUUGACGACAGUUAUGAGCUGUUGUAAACUGCCAACUGCAGGCUGCUUGUGUUGUCCCACAGUGUGACUGGGGAGGUUUUUAAGUGCUCUCUCCUAUAUAUACUCUUUGCUGUGAGAGUAACAUGGGCAACACUGCAGCUUGUCUCCCGUGUAAGACAAAUAAUGACUUUCUUUUCUCUCGGGACACCUAGUUUAGCAAACUAGGCCUUGUAAGAACUCUUUGAUAUUUCUGCCACACUGACAAAUAGGACUGUACAAAUAUGGCCAGUGUCUUCACAAUUACUAGUAGGGAACCCUUGCUCCAUAUGGUCACGUACGCUUCCUUUCCUUAGGAAGUCAGCCUAAAAAAAAAUUAGACCUCCAGCAGAUGGAAAGGCCAUGA